CUUCUUCUUAUUCCUCCCUCUCCUUUGUGACUUCAAAGCAGUCUCAUGGAAAUGGAGGAUCAGCAUCAUCAUCAUCAUCACCAUCAUCAUGAACAGCAGCAACAGUAUGGCAUCACUGAUCUGAGGCAACUAGUGAAUGGACCAAGGUCUACCCAUUUCCCCUCAAUACCGCAGCAACCCACGGCGGAGCUCUUCCCCGCCGGCCACCCGAAUCUUGCAGCCACACAACACUACGAGAUGAUGAUGUUUGGUCGUCAAGUAGCUGACAUAAUGCCUCGUUGUCUUCAUGACUUUGCCUCCAACGAUUCGGCCACUAACACUAGCAUCGCUGUUGCCACUCCUACCACCACCACUAGUGCUUCAACUCCUCCUCUUAGUUGCUUAGAGGCUGAGACCGCAGGUUGCAUCGGCGGAGACGCCUCCACUGGAAGAUGGCCCAGACAAGAGACUCUCACUCUUCUUGAGAUCAGAUCUCGUCUUGACUCUAAAUUCAAAGAGGCUAAUCAGAAGGGCCCGCUUUGGGAUGAAGUUUCUAGGAUCAUGUCAGAAGAACAUGGAUAUCAAAGGAGUGGUAAGAAGUGCAGGGAGAAGUUUGAGAACCUGUACAAAUAUUACAAAAAGACAAAGGAAGGAAAGGCAGGAAGACAGGAUGGAAAGCAUUACAGGUUCUUUCGUCAACUUGAAGCCUUGUAUGGUGAAAACAGUAACCAAGCCUCAGUUCCAGAAACCAAUUUCGUUAGCAGCAGCCUUCGUUUUCAAACAAGCAGUCACAACCCCUCUCAGACAAAUCAAGAAAUGUUUCAGUCUCAGAAGCAUUGUGAUAGCCUCAGCCUCACUAACUCCACAGAAUUGGACACGUCAUCUUCUGAUGACAAUGAUCAUAAUAGCAUUGGGGGACACAAAGACAAUGACUCCGUGGAGAAGAGGAGAAAGAGGGUGAGUGGAAGAAGCUGGAAGGUGAAGAUAAAAGACUUCAUUGACACACAGAUGAGGAAGCUGGUGGAGAAGCAAGAGGAAUGGUUGGACAAACUCACAAAGACACUGGAACAGAAGGAAAAGGAGAGGGUGUUAAGAGAAGAAGAGUGGAGGAGACAAGAGGCUGCAAGGUUGGAGAGGGAACACAAAUUUUGGGCUAAAGAGAGAGCAUGGAUUGAAGCCAGGGAUGCUGCUUUAAUGGAGGCUUUGCAAAAAUUAACAGGAAGUGAGAUAAAGAGUACUCAAUCUCCUGAGGGUCUAAUGGUAACUGGAAUUCAAAGCCACAAUGAAAACCAGAAUGAAGAUGGAAGUGAAAUACUAAAUAGCACUGCUAGAGGUGUUGAAAGCUGGCCAGAAUCUGAGGUUACAAGGCUUCUACAGUUGAGGGCUGAGAUGGAGGCAAGGUUUGUGCAAAGUGGGUGUUCGGAAGAGGUUAUGUGGGAGGAAGUAGCAACCAAAAUGUCUUGUUUUGGCUACGAAAGGAGUGCUUUGAUGUUCAAAGAGAAAUGGGAAAGUGUCAACAACUACUCAAAGAAUGCUAAGGAUGGAAACAAGAAGCGCAAAGAAAACUCAAGAACCUGUUUUUAUUUCGAUAACAGUGACCAGUCUUCUCUAUAUAACCAAGGAGGUGCCUAUUGUGAUAUCAAUGAUCAAAGGCAAGAGACUGGAAGGCUGCAAACAAAUGAUGGUUCUUCACCUUCGAAUUCUAAUGUUGGAAAUGCAGUUGCGGGUGAUAACUGCUUUCCCUUCUUCAUGGCCGAGGGGGGAAAUUUGUGGGAGAACUACAGCUUAAAGGUUAAUAAAGCAAACCAAAACCAGUGAUGAGAGUGAAAUAAAGUUGACUCUUAUGAGGCACGAAAAUUUCACAGCCUUUUAUUGCGAUGAUCUCACAUUAUGUAAGCAAGAGCUAACUGAGGGUUUUAUGUAUAGAGACUGAUGAUGAUAAUUAAGGUGGUCAAUCUUAUUAUAUUUAUGGGAAUCAAGGUGAAAAAUAAUGUGUUCAAGUCACGUACGUAAGUUUAAUGAGGGAGACUUUGGCAAAUAUUACUGAAUUGUUGGGGUAUGAGUAUGACACUAAUUCACCAGGUGAGUUUCUCGUGGUAGAUUUCUUUUAUGUGAGCUAAUGGAAUUUGCAAUUGUAUCACUUAAUUCAUAUGCUGCAUCUUCAAUGAUGUUUAUAUCACUGAUUGGUCAUUGUCUUUCUUCUUCCUUCCUCACCCAUCUUUGCAUCUUUUUGUGUAAUUUUGGGAUAUUUAGCAGU
Messenger RNA from Abrus precatorius (Indian licorice), 2236 nucleotides. RefSeq names its product trihelix transcription factor PTL. Lineage: Eukaryota; Viridiplantae; Streptophyta; Magnoliopsida; Fabales; Fabaceae. The transcript is spliced from 2 exons. The record is from RefSeq and is a predicted model, not a curated record. Bases 46 to 1797 code for a protein of 583 amino acids.